Cuscuta epithymum is the source of this 2388-nucleotide messenger RNA. The record is from the annotation of a GenBank genome assembly. NCBI's taxonomy places the organism in Eukaryota, Viridiplantae, Streptophyta, Magnoliopsida, Solanales, Convolvulaceae.
UUUAAAGAAAUUCGUAAAAACUAAGUUAAAAAACGCAUUACACAGCUGGAAGCUCAAAAUUAGCAGUUACACUUAAACAUAACGAUGAAUAUCAAUGUUUAAUUUAAAGAAAUUUGUAAAAGUUAAAAAACUCAUUAGAGUGCCGUAGAAGCCCACCUUUUUAAAACAUGAUGAUUGUAGUUAGUUUCUUCAUUGGUAAGGGGGUAGAUAUCUGAUGAGUGACUCCAACCUCAUACAACCCACGCGGCACUACAUCGAAAUAAAGAAACCCUUUAAUUUUUAUGUAUGGCUAAAUAUGGAAAAUAGGAUUAGCUUUAAUGAGAUACGAGUAUUUUUAUCAGAAAUUGAUCUAAAUAGGGGUAAAAACGUUUUGAAAUUCCAAAAUAGGAGUAUCAUGUUUUUUAUUCCCUGAAUAGGAGUAAAUUUCUGCCAAGUUUGGCAUUACAAGGCUUUUAAACAUGGCAUUUUCUUCCAAACUUGGUAGAUUACUCCUAUUCAAGGAAUAAAAAACAUGAUACUCCUAUUUUGGAAUUUCAAAACGUUUUUACUCCUAUUUAGGGAAUUCCCUCUAUUUUUAUCAAUAAAAUAAACAACAUAAAUAUUCUCUAUGAUGAGCUCUAAUUUGUAAGGAUGUUUUCUUUUGAAGUGAAAUUUGUCAGUCUUAUCUGGUCUGGUCUGGUCUGGUCUAAUAAACGUCUGGUCUCUGUGAAUUUUAUAACUACAAAAGUCUGGUCUGGUCUGAUAAACGUCUGGUCUCUGUGUAUUUUAUAACUACGGAAGUUUGGUCUGGUCUGGUCUGAUCUGGUCUGUGACUGAAAACAGUCCAAAAGAAAACAUCCUAAUACAGUCUCCAUCUCAUGGAGCUGUGAAAGAAAAAUAUGACGCAUAAUAUUUUGAUAAGGUUUUCACAUUUUUAUUAAAUAUACAAAAAUUGUGAUAUUAAUUUUUGUGUUUUAAGAUUAAUUUUAUACAUCAACUUUGAUUUUGUUGUAAAUUCCUGAGAAUGACAAGUGUGAAUUGUUCAUCCUUGUCAUCAGGACACUAAUCCAAUUUCCAUCCUUGUAAUAAACAGAUGGCUAGGUUUAAUGUUGCCAGCAUAUUAUGUAGAAUGAUUCUUUGAUUAUUCAUCACCAAGCUCCAUCAGUAUAAAUAGGGGUUUGGUGAUGCCUUGUAAAUGUACUUAGAAACUCAGAAAUUAUCAGUUAUAUUAAGAAGAAGUGAUUUAGAGGUUUUUUUUAUCAAUAUAUCUAUCUUUCAAGUUUGGUGUUCAUCUUCUUCAUUUUACAACACGUUAUCAGCACGAAUCUGCUCAAAAAUCUUCAAGAAAUCACCAUCUCCUGCAGUUAUAUAAUGGCCAACAUAAGCAAAAGAGAAUUCGACGUUCUUGAUCUGUCCGGUCAAAAAUAUCUGGAAUGGAAAGUUGAUGCUUUGGCACAUUUAAAAGCAAAUGGAUUGGAAGAUACAAUUGAAGCCAAUAAUCUAUCAUCUUCCCAAGAUAAAGCGAAAGCUAUCAUUUUCAUCCAUCACCACCUCCAUGAAAGUCUCAAAUCUGAAUAUCUUUUGGUUGAUGAUCCAAAAGAAUUAUGGGACAAUUUACAAGAGAGGUAUGACCACCAACAAAAGGUACUUUUGCCAAAAGCUCAGUAUGACUGGAUCAAUUUAAGAUUCCAGGAUUUUAAAUCAAUCAGUGAUUAUAAUUCUGCUAUGUUCCAAAUAACAUCUAAACUAAAGUUAUGCGGACAAAAAGUCACCGAUGCUGAUAUGUUGGAGAAAACCUUUUCUACAAUGCAUAUUUCUAAUAUGCUGCUACAGCAGCAAUAUAGAGAAAAGGGUUUUAAAAAAUACUCCGACUUAAUAUCGGUAUUAUUGGUAGCUGAGCAAAAUAAUGACCUUUUGAUGAAAAAUCAUAAUCUGAGACCCACUGGUUCUAGUCCUUCGAUUUAUGGUCCAUCUGGACAUAACAUUGUCACUGAAUCAAACGCAAUACACAGUGGCACACGAAGGCAUUUUAAACGUGGGAAUUUUAGUGGUCAUAAUAACAAGUCCCACCGAGGAUAUAAACGGGUCGAAAGACCAAAUUACAAGGGCAAGGGCAAACAAAAAGCCCAUCAAACAAAUCGCCCUACAAAAACCUCGGUGAAAACGACUUGUUACAAAUGUGGCAUGACGGGACACUGGGCUAACAAAUGCCGUACUGCAAAGCAUCUUGUGGAGUUAUUUCAAGCUUCCAUGAAUUUAAACAAAGGCAAAAAUGUGGAAGUGAAUUAUGUCAAUGACACAACUCCAUCUCUGCCAAAAUUUGAUGUGUCCGACUUCUUCAUGGAUGAUAGCAUAAUGGAUGAUGCAUUUGCCACUGAUCAAAAUAACACAAAAUAAAUUAUAAGACUU